Molecule: messenger RNA, 807 nt
Organism: Eruca vesicaria subsp. sativa (arugula)
Lineage: Eukaryota; Viridiplantae; Streptophyta; Magnoliopsida; Brassicales; Brassicaceae
Source: the annotation of a GenBank genome assembly
GCGAAUACCGACGGCGAGAGCUUCUCAUCUUUUCUCUCAGGCAGUUCUACUCUUCGGAUCAAACGAUGUCUCUAGUUGCGAACGAGGAGUUCCAGCACAUUCUGCGUGUGCUCAACACUAACGUUGAUGGCAAGCAAAAGAUCAUGUUCGCCCUUACCUCCAUCAAGGGUAUUGGAAGGAGAUUGGCCAACAUUGUCUGCAAGAAAGCUGAUGUUGACAUGAACAAGAGGGCUGGUGAGUUGUCUGCAGCUGAGAUUGACAACCUUAUGACCAUCGUUGCAAACCCAAAGCAGUACAAGAUCCCAGACUGGUUCUUGAACAGACAGAAGGACUACAAGGAUGGAAAGUACUCUCAGGUUGUUUCUAAUGCCCUCGACAUGAAGCUUAGGGAUGAUCUUGAACGUCUCAAGAAGAUCAGGAACCACCGUGGUCUGAGACACUACUGGGGUCUCCGGGUCCGCGGACAACACACCAAGACAACUGGUCGCAGAGGAAAGACUGUUGGUGUCUCUAAGAAGCGUUAAGACAAUGAUGCUAGCUGCGGCUGGAUUGGAUCUUUGAUAAGAACCGGUUUUAAGUUUUUCUUGUUUCGUACAAUUUUGUAAGACUCAAAAGACUCGGUUUUGGCUCAGUGCCAUCUUUUGUUUUCCUUCUCUAGUAACAUCUUUUGUUUUCGUUAGUAAGAGUAUUCAAUGUUCGUCGCAUUUCUGUUUUGGUAGAAGACCGAGUAUUUGUUUCGGUUUUAAAAGAGUCUAGGUGUUUUGCCCGCCCUGCUGGUUUAAGCCUUUUAUAACUAUUUGUUAGUAA